AUGCCGCUACCACCCGACAUCACUACCCGCCACCGAACACCAGCAUUAUCACCACCUGCCGCCGCCACCACCAUCGACAAGCGAACACCAUCGACUUCCGCCGCCAGCCUCCACCACCGAACAUUGGCGUCACCACUGGCCACCGAACACCACCGCCACCACCCACCGUCGUCACCACCUUCCGCCACCGCCGACCACCACCAUCGAACACCAGAGUCGUCACUGCCACCACCUGCCGGCGCCACUGAACACCGACACCACCGCCACCAACCACCGUCGCCACAACCCGUCAUCGUCGCCACCAAAACCGUCAACACCGCCAGCCAUGGCCACCACCACCGACCACCGACCACCUUUGUCGCCACCCACCACCGCCGCCACCAUCCUCCACCGAAUCACCACCAACCACCGGCACUCUCCGACACCGAACACUAUCGUCGUCGCCGCCGCCACCCGCCGCUCCACCCAGCGCCACCACCCACUGCCACCACUGCCGCCACCCACAACCGUCAACAAUCACCGAUUUUAUUUCUUCUUCUUUUCCUGCCUACCAAACAACACAAGUUAAUGAUUCUUUCCAUUCCUACAUGCGAUUACAAUUAUGUGAUUUCUGUACACCCACUCAACCACCCUCCUCCACCAGUGUACACCCACACCACCUUCUCCCCUCCACCACCAUACACCCACCACCGUCUCUGCUCCACCACCGUACACCCACACAACCGUCUCCCCUCCACCACCAUACACUCACAUCAUUGUCUCUCCUCCACCACCAUACACCCACCACCACCGUACACUCACAUCACCGUCUCUCCUCCACCACCACCGAUCUUGCUACGACCACCUCAACACCAUUCAUGA
This is a messenger RNA of Helianthus annuus (common sunflower), 861 nucleotides long. RefSeq names its product extensin-like. The transcript is spliced from 2 exons. Bases 1 to 861 code for a protein of 286 amino acids. The record is from RefSeq and is a predicted model, not a curated record. Lineage: Eukaryota; Viridiplantae; Streptophyta; Magnoliopsida; Asterales; Asteraceae.